AGGCAGGAGGGCUCAGGGCACACCCAGGCUGGCACAGGACACCGAGUGCCCGUCCCUGGGGCACGGCCAUGGAGCUGAGAGCCCUGAUCCUGCUGCCCCUCUGCUUCCCGGGUCUCCAAGGCCAAACCUCUGAAGUUCAGAGACGACGGGAAGGGGGCACCCUGUACAUCCAGUGUCCUUAUGCACAGAGGGCUACUACCCAGGAGAGAAAAUUCUGGUGCCUCUCGAAAGAUGGGGCAUGCCAAGAAAGAGUGAGAACAUAUAAUGAAUGGUGGCAAAAAAGCACGGAUGGGAGAACUCAGAUAAGGGAUGACACCACUAAUAGGACUGUGUCCAUCACCAUGACUGACCUCAAGGCAGAGGACUCAGGCACAUAUUUCUGUGCUUAUUAUACGUACCAAUAUGUUACCCCUGGAUACAUACAGCUGAGGAUCAUCUCCCUGAAUGUUUUCCAGGAGCUGCUCAGGUGGGAGCUGGACACGCUGUGGGUGCAGUGCCCAGCCUGGUGCCGGAGAGGGCAGUGCACAGUGGAGAGAAAAACAUCCUCGAGCAGGAGCACAACCAAAUCCCUGCAAGACAGAGCAACAAUCCACUAUGAUGGUCAGGGGACCCCCACUGUCACCGUGAGGCAGCUGCAGACCCGGGACUCUGGUGUGUACUGGUGUGCACUGGGCUCCGAGCGCACCACGGAGAUCGUGCUCUCUGUGCACAAGAGGACCCAGCAGCGCACAGCCGAGGAGUCAGGCACCGUCUCUGUCCAGUGCCACUACAGGAUCGCCGACUACGCGUCCGCCACCAAAGCCUGGUGCAGAAAGGAGGGGGAAACGUGCCGCGUGCUGGCCACCACCGGCUCGGAGCCCCCGGCAGCGAACGGCACGGCCCGGGCCGGUGUCACGGUGCGGGAUGACAGCCAGCAGGGCAUUGUCACCGUCACCAUGGCGCAGCUGCAGCCGCAGGACUCGGGCGUGUACUGGUGCGCGCUGCAGGAGCGCGCCGCGCUGUCCCGCAUGGAGGAGAUCACGCUCAGCGUGUCCAGGGCGUUGCCUCCGGGAGGUUCUCCAGACACUGAAAGGAAAAGUCAAGAUAUUCUGUUGGGUGAGCCCAGCUCCAGCACCUUCAUCAUCGUGACCGUGGUGCUCUUCAUCCUGCUGCUCCUGGCCCUCAUCACCUCCACAGCCCUGGGUGUCAGGUACUACAAGCUCCUGGCCAGAACAGGUAACAGAGAAGCAGAGGACACCAGAGACAGACCAGGGGGCACAGCACAGCCUGGCAGCAGUGGGAGGAGGAAAAGCUCUCAGGAUGACAGCCAAGGGUCAGGCUACAUCAACCUGGAUGUGCAGUCCCAGCCCGGCCCCGAGGACCCUCUUUACUGCAACGUGGAGCCGAGCCAGGCUGCGCGGAGCCCGCCGGGUGUGGAAUACGCCCUCAUCGCCUUCUCCCGGCCCCAGGAGCAGCAGGGAACGAGCCCCACACAAACCUGAAACGGGGAGAGCAACUGGGACACAGACUGGGAAUGAGGAGGAGGAGUGAGGAUGGACGAGCUGAGUUUUGCUGCUCCGUGUGUGUGGUGUUGUCUGAGCGUUUUCAGCCCUCCCUCCUGGUUUAGGGUCAGACUGUCCUGGUUUGGAGGACAGGUGUCUGCCAAUAAAGGCAGGAGCUCUUCUGUGAAAUGAAGAAUAUAAA
Molecule: messenger RNA, 1683 nt
Organism: Oenanthe melanoleuca
Lineage: Eukaryota; Metazoa; Chordata; Aves; Passeriformes; Muscicapidae
Product: polymeric immunoglobulin receptor-like
Exons: 8
Coding region: 69-1481 (470 amino acids)
Cellular component (GO): cell surface
Molecular function (GO): signaling receptor activity
Source: RefSeq, a predicted model, not a curated record